GGCCCGAAGCACAGUGCGGGCAAAACUCGCCGGGCGCGACUCCGACCAGGAGCCCUCCUCCUCGGGGAAGGAGCACCCCAGCUCUGGGUAAUCUCGGUUCCGGGCGCCCGCCGUCUCCGCCCCGCUCUACGCCGCAGGCUGCGCGGGCAGCGGUUUUCACUUCGGGACGUCCCUCAGCAGGGCUCGCCUAUGCUCUCGGCCGCCCGGACGGCACGCCAGCUCUUACACAGCUUUCUUUCGAUCCCAAAGAUGGGGGACCACGGUUCGAAGAUCGUCAGCUCUCAGGAGGCUUUGCCGGGCCGGGAGGAACCGAUCCGAGUCGCGGCCAAACAUCAUGUCAACGAGAACAGAACAGUUGAACCUUUCCCAGAGGGAACACAGAUGGCUGUAUUUGGAAUGGGCUGCUUCUGGGGAGCUGAAAGGAAAUUCUGGACCUUGAAAGGAGUGUAUUCAACUCAAGUUGGUUUUGCAGGAGGCUAUACUGCUAAUCCCACUUAUAAGGAAGUCUGUUCAGGCAAAACUGGCCAUGCAGAAGUCGUCCGAGUUGUGUACCAGCCAGAGCACAUCAGCUUUGAGGAACUGCUCAAGGUCUUCUGGGAGAAUCACGACCCGACCCAAGGCAUGCGCCAAGGCAAUGACUAUGGCACUCAGUACCGCUCAGCCAUCUAUCCCACCUCUGCCAAGCAGAUGGAGGCAGCCCUGAGUUCCAAGGAGGACUACCAGAAGGUUCUCUUCAAGCAUGGCUUUGGCCCCAUCACCACUGACAUCCGGGAGGGCCAGACCUUCUACUAUGCAGAGGACUACCACCAGCAGUACCUCAGCAAGAACCCUGAUGGCUACUGUGGCCUCGGGGGCACUGGAGUGUCCUGCCCGCUGGGCAUUAAGAAAUGAGUUCUCCACACAGGCUGAGCCCAUCAGGCUCCAGCAAACAAACAAAGAAACAAAAUGCUUUCGCCAGCCUGGGCAAUGCUUCUGUGAUCCAUGUUGGGGGUUUCUGAGUGCACAAUGUAUGAAGGCAUUUAUGAAAAAUCUAGUUUCUUGAGAUCCAAUUUACAGUCAGUGCAAUGGAAAGCUAGUGCAAUGUCGCUUGUCAUCUAAUUAGAGGCUGUGAAAUUAUCUGGGUCAUUUGGGGUCUACAUGAAGGUGAUGAACACUCUGUGUAUACUCUGCUUGGUGUCUGGGUGCCUGCCGUGAAAAGUUAAAGGAUGGUUAUGGAGAGAUUACGGCACAGCAUGGUGGGGUGUUGGAAAUCUCACUCCCUACCCUACCUCGUGAGCCCUCCUGCCCUCCAGUGCCUUAUACCUGCCCACGUCUGUCCCCUCGCUAAAUCAUUCCCACAGUGCUUUGCUUGGCUGAUUGUGAUGUGUGAAAGGGCCUUCCUCUCUGCCUCCAGUCCUCUUUGCACACCGAGAAGAUGCGAAUUAGCUUAAUGGAUUCUCACACUUGGCAUGCACCUAUGGAAAAUGUGUGUUUGAAUAAAAAUCUGCAAUCCAA
Molecule: messenger RNA, 1494 nt
Organism: Ochotona curzoniae (black-lipped pika)
Lineage: Eukaryota; Metazoa; Chordata; Mammalia; Lagomorpha; Ochotonidae
Gene: MSRA
Product: methionine sulfoxide reductase A
Exons: 6
Coding region: 190-891 (233 amino acids)
Biological process (GO): cellular response to oxidative stress
Cellular component (GO): cytoplasm
Molecular function (GO): peptide-methionine (S)-S-oxide reductase activity
Source: RefSeq, a predicted model, not a curated record